This is a messenger RNA of Condylura cristata (star-nosed mole), 4091 nucleotides long. RefSeq names its product small integral membrane protein 14 (gene SMIM14). Gene Ontology annotation, cellular component: endoplasmic reticulum. Lineage: Eukaryota; Metazoa; Chordata; Mammalia; Eulipotyphla; Talpidae. The record is from RefSeq and is a predicted model, not a curated record. The coding region runs from base 291 to 590 and encodes 99 amino acids. The transcript has 5 exons.
CGGGCCGCUGGAGUCCCGAGCCGCUGCAAUCUGUUGCGCCGCCGCCCGCCGGAGCCGGCAGAUCCGGGUCUCGUGGCUAAGAGUGACGUGGUCAAUCGAAUCAAAACAGAGGAGGGGAGGAAGCCGGCGACCAGGAGCGGCAGCGGCAGCGGCGUCUCGAGCAGCCGCAGCGUUCCCGAAGCUCCAGGCGGUCUUUCUGCCCAGCCUGGGUCCCGGCCCCCAUCCUCCCCGCCCCGUCGGUUGUGGUCUGGGCGGAUUUAAACAGUCAAGUUAAAUCAGGCUGGGUAAUCAUGGCAGAAGGUGGAUUUGACCCCUGUGAAUGUGUUUGCUCUCAUGAACAUGCGAUGAGAAGACUGAUCAAUCUGUUAAGGCAGUCCCAGUCUUACUGCACAGACACAGAAUGUCUUCAGGAAUUACCAGGACCUUCUGGUGAUAAUGGCACCAGUAUUACUAUGAUCUUGAUGGCCUGGAUGGUUAUUGCAGUGAUUUUGUUUCUACUAAGACCUCCUAAUCUAAGAGGAUCCAGCCUAACUGGAAAACCAACCAGUCCUCACAAUGGACAAGAUCCACCAGCCCCUCCUGUGGACUAAUUUUGUGAUAAGAGAAGAGGAAAUAACAGUUAACAUCUGCACGACCAAACGAACGAAGAUGACCAGAGUAUGAAGAUGACCAGAGUACUCUUAAUCCAGUUAGAACUGCAUUUCCUUUUGCAUCUGCAAUAUGGGAUGGUAUUGUUUUCAUGAGCUUCUAGAAAUUUCACUUGCGAGCUUAUUACUGCUUUUCGUGUUAUCUCCAUUCCUAUUUACUGUUUAUUUGAGUAAAUGAUUAUAUUUAAAAAAUUUCUUGGGGCUUUUUUGGUUAUCCUAAAUUUAAACAUUCCACUCAUUCUGUUUGUAAUUGUGAUCAUAAUUCUUGUGAUGAUUUCUGGCCUGAUUGAAGGAAAUUUGAGAUCUCUACAUUUGAAUAUUUUAGUUUUGAUAGUUAUUAAAUUUGAUUUUUUCCCCUCUAAAGGUAUUUAUAGUUAUUUGGGGCUAUCUGAGAUAGUAUGAAAAAAAAUUAUAGCUACACUGUAUUUGUAUUGACCUUGGUAGUUUAUUUGUGAGGGACAGUUUUCUCUAGUUCAUGGGACUAUGGCAGCCUUUGGAGUAUUUUGUAAGUUAUAGCUAAAAUUACAACUCACUUAUGUGACUACAAAAUGAGAAGAAAUACUUGUUUACUACGAUUUUUCACUCCCAUAAAAAUUUUAGUCUAAUAUUAAAAACUUAAAUAAACAUGAGUUAUAUAUGGUGGCUGAUUUCAAGUCCAUUAUAUGACAUUUGCAAUCCACUCUACACGAGCCUUACAUGGUUUCAUGAAAGAAGGAACAUGUUGAUUAUUUCUGCCUUUGCCAGAUAUAAUCUAUACAGUAAUAAUUUAAGAUCUAAUUUAUUUUUAAAAUGGGUGCUUCUUAAGAAGCUUUUCUGUUAUAACACUUCCCUAUUAAAUGAAACUAUCUUAAAGAUGUUUGGGGGGGCCUCUUUGGUUACUGUCAUUGAAUGCCUUAUUUACUGUUUUUUUCUUUGAAGAAAAAAAUCUGAGUCUUUUGUUACCUUUCUGACUUUAAAAAUAUUUAACAAAUUCUUGGUUUACUCUAAGGAAAAUGAGAAGAAAUCAAGGAUAUUUUUCUCACUCCUUACUUCAUUCUUGUUUGGUAAUGGGGUGAAUUGGGAUGGGAAGUAGCAUCAGCUUAAGUAAAAUUUUGGAAUGUAUAAAAAAGUAAAAGGUUGCUUUGCUUUGCUCAGUUACAAAAAUAUAUAUACAAAUGGCAUCCAAAAAGUCUGUGUAACCUGUAUGGUUAUGGAAUUAUUUCCUAGCAAGUGAUUGCAGAUAAUUUAUGGGAGCUAGAGGAUAGUUUGCUGUCAGUGUAUAAUGAGUUUCCCCUAGAUCAGUCAAAAUUUUCGUUGUAUAGAUCUCAGAAAUUUGUAUGAAUUGAAUAAACUUAUCUGUUAUUGUACUAUUUAAUAGUCUCUGAUAAAAUUGUGUAAUGCUUGUAGUUAUUUCCCCCUUUAUUAUAAUUACAUUCUAAGCCAUAAUCAUUGUAAGGACUUCAUUAUGUAGUUCAAAUAUUAACUGCUUGCAAUCCUCCUGUGCAUCUUGGCUUUUGUGCUCAAUUUCUUGAAAUAAUAUAACAAACUCCUAACUUGCGUUAAUCGAAGUGUAGCAUAACACAGGUAAGUCAAAUCUUAGAUUAAUGAACAUCAUAGAGUUAAGAUUUUUCCUUUUGCUGUAGCCUUACUGGAUGCCACCCCAUUUCUAUAGCUGUUUAAGUAUUUGAAACACAAAGGGCAGGACUGGCAUAAGAUGAAACAAAAUCCCUGUAAACAUUCCUUUUUCUGUCCUGGUCCCUGAACUUUGAAGGCUUGCACAUGUCUUGACAUUCUGUUUUCUAAGCAGCUGGAAAGCCAAUCUCUGGCAGAAAUAAUGACGUUUCAGUGGCUCUUGAACUCACAAAUAACUGAGAAUUGAAUUUAUUGAAGAAGUAGCCAUGACAUGAAACAGAACGUGUAAUGUUAGCUGGAAAUCUGGAUUCUUAUUCCUAUUUCAUUUCCGUCACAUACAUUUAGUUAACAUGACAUCUAGAAUAUUUUUCUAUAUGGACCAUUUGUUUAAUUAGUAACAAAAGCUCUUAAAGAGAUAUUUGUUCUUGAUUUUUUUCUUGUAAAGUAUCUCUGCAUUCCUGACAAAGACAGUGUACUACUGCUCAUAAAGUUUUCCUAUUAACCUAGCUAGUAAUUUAUAGUGUUAUUUAAUUUUAAAGCUUCUACGUACAGCCUUGUAUUGAGCACACUUUAUUAUUUGACUUACUUACAUUUGCCUGAACUUUAACUACAAUCAUUUAAAAGAAAAAUAAAUCUGGAAGAAACAUGAUGCAUCAUGUUUGAAUCUAUUUUGGCUCUAAAACAUUCCUCAAAUGCCAUUUAAAUUUAAGAGUCAUUUUAUGUUUAUUAUGCCAAAUAAUGUGUUUUUUUUUCUUUCCAUAUGGAAAAAGUUAACUAUGGAACUGUGUAUAGUAAAAGUUUAUCAUUUAUCUCUCCAAACACUAUCCCAUGGUUAGCAAGUCAUAUUUUAAACAACAGCCAUUCCAUGAUUACUUUCAUUGUCUUUGUGGUAUGUAAAAUGAUAGGAUGUAUGGAAUUACUGAUAAACUGACAUUUUCAAAGGAACCUUGGAAGCCCAAAACUCUGAAUGUUUGUCACUCUAAAUAUGUGCUAAAAUUUGAUCGGCUCAGUUUGAUACAGAACAGCAAUUUGGAGAAAUGAAGAGAGUUUACAGUUAAUAGGUUAAAUUUUUGUUGUUGCAAUAGUAGGUUUAGGCUUAACAUUUCCUGAAUAAAAAAUCAUACGUAUUUGUUACCAUGUCUAAUGAUUACUUUGUUCAAAGCAAAAGUGGUCAUGUGGUAUACUAAAUGUUAAUUGCUGACUUUAAGUGUUUAAAUCAUGCCAAACAAAUCAUGUCUGUGCCAUCCAGGGUUUAUUGUAAUCUUUUACUGAGUACUUGGAUUGGGAUAAAGGGCUUGUACUAUGCACUUUUUAUUAAUGAAUAAAUAGAAAACAUUAGUAACACUCACUGUUUUUUGUUUGGCUUUUGUGGGAAGAGAAGCGUCUUUUGUUUAGUAAAAUGUUAACAGCCUUUAUUAAACGUUUUCUUUAAAGACCUUUUAUUCAUAACUAAAGCAGUUCCUAAGAGAGACUUUAACUUACAAGGAGAAUGAGAAUACUUACAUAAUAGCAGCAUGAGCUUCUAAAAAUAGAGGUUCUAAGAAUGCCUAGAAAAUUAAGAUUGCAAUUGUGUGUGUUUUUGAUAUUUCUUUUUUAUUUCUCUCUAGAAUACAGUCAUUGGACAUCUGCAGUCGGGGAACAGUACCCAGUAGUGUUAAUUAUUUGAUCAGACAGGUUGAUCAAAAGGAGCUAGGCAUGUAACUAUUAAAAAAACAAAAGUGAAAAUCACUUUUGUUCUGUCACCUGGAAUGCAUCUAGGUGCUAAAGAUCAUUAAUAUCCUGAAUACACGUGAAAAUGGCAAAAUAUCUCUGGCAUAUAUGUAUUUAUAAAAU